Closterium sp. Naga37s-1 is the source of this 1572-nucleotide messenger RNA. Lineage: Eukaryota; Viridiplantae; Streptophyta; Zygnematophyceae; Desmidiales; Closteriaceae. The record is from the annotation of a GenBank genome assembly.
AUGACAUGCCGGCUUUACUACAAUCAGGGAGCUCCUAAUGAAAUCGAGUGCCUCAGCCGCUGGUGUGCGAAUGCUGCAAACUGGCCAUUCGCUCGUUGCAAUGUUACUCAAGGAUUGAAGGAUGAAGGAUAUGACCCGUAUUACAAUCGCGCUUACCUUUCUGAGAACUUCCCCUUUGACAAGAGCAGCAUGUCCCUUUCCUGGGCGUCGAUGUCUUUAAUCACUAUAACACUCGUGUUAGAGGUCAUAACUCAACUGCUGGACAUGAUCAAGCCGAAGAAGAAAUCCUUAUUCUACUCAAAACGAUAUCGCGUAUUCCUCCAUGCUUGUUGUGCGACAUCAUGGAUAAGCACUGCAGUUGCAGAGGCUUUGCUCAUCUACGGAUCGUCAAAAACAUCAGAAACCUGGGGGUUGUACAACACAACUGAAGGAUUGUGGAUGGCCGCUGCUGUAAUCAGCGGUCUUGCAUUUCUGUCGUCUUCCUUAUUCCACUAUCUGAGGCAUCGGCACCUGCGGUACAUUAAGACUGCUCCGGUAUCAGGAAACCUGGAUACCCGGCAGGGAGAAUUGGUAUUGCAGCAUGUGAAACAGCCUAUGGACCAGCUUGUGUCAUCAAGGGAUCAGGCAGCAAUUGGUGUUACUGGCUCAGUUUCAGGCUCUCCCAUAUCAUCUAACCUAACCCCAAAUGCAGAAGCGUCAACGACCGCUGGUUUUGUGCAUGCGGCAGCAGGGCACAGAGCAUCGUCAGAUCCAUCACAGCAGAAAAUGAAGUCAAAGGGAACCGAUUUUAGUUUGGAGGAGCUCCAGCAGGCAACAUUAAAUUUCUCUCUUAAAAACCUUCUCGGUCGUGGUGGCUUCGGUGAAGUAUACAAAGGUGUACUGGCAGGUGGUCAGACUGUUGCUGUCAAGAGAAUUCACAGGCAUAAACUGCUGCACGGAAGGGACGAGUUCAAGUCAGAGGUUGAGAUUCUCAGCAGAGUUCAUCACCGGAAUCUUGUGCGGAUACUGGGGUACCACAUUGGGGAGACAGAGGAACUUAUUGUCUUCGAGUUCAUGGCUAAUGGAUCACUCGACCACCACCUGCAUGGCAAUACUUGCACACCCAUUGGCUGGGAAAGAAGGCUUCAAAUGGCAAUUGAUGCAGCAAAGGGUUUGGCAUAUCUUCACCAUGAUUGCUCUCCAAAAGUGGUGCAUCGUGACAUCAAAGCUUCUAAUAUUCUUCUUGAUGCGAACAUGAAUGCUCAGGUUGGUGACUUUGGCCUUGCACGCUUGUUGCAAGAUGAUUCUGAGCAUGUAACUACAAGAGUCAUGGGCACCAUUGGCUACUUGGCCCCGGACUAUGCAUUCUCAGGGCAAUUGACGGAAAAGAGUGAUGUUUACAGUUUUGGUGUUCUAUUGCUGGAGCUCCUUACAGGGAGACAGCCUGUUGAUGUCACAGCUUCGACGUUUCAAGGCCAAAGUCUUGUAGAAUGGGCCUGGCAACAGACAAUUGGAUCAGAAAACGACCAACUAUGGAUAAGGUUGCCAAGAUACUCCAAGAUGCGAGGAAAGAUGAACAUGUCCCGCAAAUGA